AAAAUGGGAGUGGUCAUUUAAAACAACAAUGUCAAAACUAGAAUAAGGAUAUUUAAUCAAUGCAUAAAAAUUACGGUUGCACAAACAUUCAGUCGUAGAAUCGAUUAAUUAGCAGCUAAAAUAUUUUUUUUAAUAAUUUUAUUUUUAAUCGGGGUCGAAAUACAGAUAAUAGUUACAAAAUGGAAGAAAAACAAACCCACGAGGAUGAAUCGCUUGACCAAAUCGUGAAAAUAACCAAAAAGAAGAGAAAACCUCAAGAACCUGGGGUAAUAUACCUGAGUAGGAUACCAGCUUUGAUGAAUGUGAAAACUAUAAAAGACAUAUUCGGCCAAUAUGGUGAAAUAGGAAAAGUUUUUCUACAACCAAAUGAGAAGGCUGCAAACACCAAAAGAGGGCGUAUAUUCACAGAAGGAUGGAUUGAGUUUCUGGACAAGAAAAUAGCCAAGCGAGUGGCCACAAAUCUAAAUAAUACACUUAUCGGAGGCAAAAAGAGAAGUCGCUGGCAUGAUGAAAUUUGGAAUAUUAAAUAUCUACACAGAUUUAAGUGGGCUCAUUUGAAUGAGAGACUUGCUUAUGAAAAGGCUGUGCAUAAACAGAGACUUAGAACAGAAAUAGCUCAAGUGAAACGUGUGGCAAAUUAUCAUAUCCAGAAUGCAGAAAGGGGUAAAAAAAUGAAAGCUAUUGAAGACAGGAAGAGAAAACAGGGAAAGAGCUUUGAGGAAGAUGAGAAAGAGGGGGAUUAUGAAAUUACUCAGAGGGAGACUGAAGAGGAAACAAUGGCAAAGAAAAGGAAGUUAGAUUCUGUGGUAGAGACAAGUAAAGGAGGAAGGAAGAAAAAGGAGGGCCUCAAUAAGAAAUCUUUUUUUGCUCGGACUUCUUUGAUAAAGAGUAUUUUUUCAGGAGGACAUGAUGAUGAUGAUGAAGAUUAACAAAUUAUGAACAUUAAUGCAGUAUAAUAUGAUUUUUUUUUCACAAAUUAAAAACAAAAUUAAAACCAAAAGUUUUUGAUAUGUACUGUAAAUUUGAAAGUUUCCAUCUGAGCAUAGUGAAUACUAAGUAGGCAAGAAGAAAGUAGUUGCAAAAAAAAAUGCAUACAUGAAAAAUCCUUUCACAAAAUAUUACAAGCAAAUUAUUUAGUCUGAUCAGUAAGCAUUUUGUGAUGUGUGUAAAGAUAAAAAUUAAUGUUUCAUGGUGUGGGGGGAUUAAAAGUUAUGAAAUGUCCAUUAAUUUUAUAAUUUCUUCAGGUUUCUGUGUUAGCUUUGUAACAACGGUUAAUGAUACAAUGCUGCUUAAUGAUAUAAUGGCAUUAGGCAGUGCAUUUGCAUCUACUGGCUUAGUGGCUGCUGUUGGUGAUUGUUAAUUCAGCCUGGUUGCCUGUCUUUAAGUUUCAUCAUGAACAUUACUAAUGCUGAGCAAAUACUGCUAUAGGGAAAUGAAAAUGUAUUAUUUCAUAAAAGACUGCUUUCAGUUUUACAAUUUUGUAUGAUCAAAGGGUGCGACUGCAACGCUUAAUAAUAAAAAAGUUUGUAUCAUUAGCGCUUGAGGGUGUAGAUAUUUGCUUGUUUCAUUAAGCGUCACGGCUGCUGUGCAUUUGUGAUGCUUAAUGAUACAAUUAAGUAGAUAUGUUGUAGAAAAAAAUUUGAGUUUUACAAACAACCAAUGUAUACCAGACUUAAAGAGGUUGAGUUAUCUCUCUUUACAUGAAAAUGACGCAAUUCGCAUAUUUGCCUAAGACGUGUAUUACUGGUAUUAAUAUUCAUGAUCCAACAAUGCAGGAGGAAAAGUGGCGUUUUCAUAGGUGGUGUAUUUUUUUCUCUUUUUUUUAUUGGUAUCAAUUUACACAGCAAAUAUAAUAGUGAUACAAUGUG
This is a messenger RNA of Magallana angulata, 1868 nucleotides long. Its product is annotated as activator of basal transcription 1-like. The record is from RefSeq and is a predicted model, not a curated record. Gene Ontology annotation, biological process: small-subunit processome assembly; endonucleolytic cleavage in ITS1 to separate SSU-rRNA from 5.8S rRNA and LSU-rRNA from tricistronic rRNA transcript (SSU-rRNA, 5.8S rRNA, LSU-rRNA); endonucleolytic cleavage to generate mature 5'-end of SSU-rRNA from (SSU-rRNA, 5.8S rRNA, LSU-rRNA). The transcript has 3 exons. Gene Ontology annotation, molecular function: RNA binding. Gene Ontology annotation, cellular component: nucleolus. NCBI's taxonomy places the organism in Eukaryota, Metazoa, Mollusca, Bivalvia, Ostreida, Ostreidae. Bases 180 to 929 code for a protein of 249 amino acids.